Rhopilema esculentum is the source of this 1062-nucleotide messenger RNA. The record is from RefSeq and is a predicted model, not a curated record. Lineage: Eukaryota; Metazoa; Cnidaria; Scyphozoa; Rhizostomeae; Rhizostomatidae.
GACGAUUAUACCAUCAUGGCGGCCGCAGUAUAUUUUGCUGUUGUAAUAUUCAUUCUAUCCAACAUCAGAAAAGAAUCCUUUGCAAGUGCAAACUCAGUCUGCUUCUCUUUCUACGGUGAAGAGGCAAAGGAUGUGCAAAACUCGAGAAUAUGUGCUUCUGUAUGGGUCCACAAACAAGAAAAGGGAAUUCAUGUACUCCAUAACACACGCACGCAUGUGGGACUACAAUUGUUACUACUUCUUGCUGGGGAUGUCGAGAUGUGUCCAGGCCCAUGCCAGAAAUGCAUCACAUGUAAAAGGCCGAUGAGAAAGAAUCAGAGCUCUGAUAAGUGCUUCGCGUGUGGCCAAAAGCUCCACCUAAAAUGCCUCGUUGAUCAAAUUGAAAACGGAUGCGAGAGGGUUUAUUGCCGUUCGUGCUUGGCAGAUAAACAAGUCAAUCCAGAUAUUCAAAUGACAGAAAAUAUUUACAACGAUAUCACAACGUUUUUACAAUCAAGAGGACUAAAAUUAUUCCACCAAAACAUAAAUGGUCUUGCAAAGAAAAUCGAGGACUUAAAAUUAUUACUUCAAGAAACGAAACACAACAUCGAUUUUUUUGGCGUUACGGAGACCCACCUGCACAAGGAUAUUAGGGACGAAGAAAGCAAGAUUGAAGGCUAUGAAUUUCUAAGAAACGAUAGAAAAAAUGGCUCAGGUGGCGGUGUUGGUUGUUUUAUAAGAAAUGAUCUUGGCUGGCAAAGAAGAGAAGAUCUAGAAAAUGACAGUUUAGAAGCUAUUUGGGUCGAAAUCUUUGUGAAAAAUUCACGUCCGUUACUGGUAUGUGUCAUAUACAGGCCCCCGGACACUUCAAAGUAUCUUGAUCGAAAUUUUGAAAGUGAAUUCAGUGAUAUGAUAAACACCAGUAUCUCUGAAAACAAAGAACUAAUCCUCAUGGGUGAUUUGAAUGCUGACUAUCUGAACACUUCGAAAAACAAGGAAGUAAAGCGAAUCAUCAAGGGGCAUGGGCUCAAACAAAUAAUAACAAAGCCCACAAGAGUCACCAAAACACAAGCACACUCAUAG